Molecule: messenger RNA, 1116 nt
Organism: Puma concolor (puma)
Lineage: Eukaryota; Metazoa; Chordata; Mammalia; Carnivora; Felidae
Source: RefSeq, a predicted model, not a curated record
AUGGCGGCUCCAGAAAUGGUGGAGGUCGAUGUGGAGCCAAGUCUCAGAGGUCCUGAAAUAGUCACCAUGGGGGAAAAUGACCCACCCGCGGCUGAGGCCCCCUUCUCCUUCAGAUCGCUUUUUGGACUUGACGAUUUGAAAAUAAGUCCUGUAGCACCAGAUGCGGACGCGGUCGCGGCACAGAUACUGUCCCUCCUGCCGUUGAAGUUCUUUCCAAUCAUCGUCAUCGGGAUCAUUGCACUGAUAUUAGCACUGGCCAUUGGUCUGGGCAGUGACUACGUGAGUUCAGACGCCCUCAGGGUCGACCUAGUGGAAGAGCGGCUGCAGGGGGACUUCGCUUCCAUCAAUCACCUGCUGCCGGAUGACAAAGUGACGGCUCUCCACCACUCGGUGUACGUGAGGGAGGAAUGUGCCUCGGGUCACGUGGUUGCCUUGAAGUGCAUGGGUAAGAGUUCUUCAACCACAGAGGUUGCUCACAGACUCCUGUCCCCCCUGCCCCGCUCCGGCUGCCCGGGGUCCCCUCUCCUGGGUGCCAGCCUGUACAUCCCCAAGUCGUGGACCAUCCAGGUGGGCCUGGUUUCCCUGCUCGACAGUCCGGCCCCUUCCCACCUGGUGGAAAAGAUCAUCUACCAUAGCAGGUACAAGCCCAAGAGGCUGGGCAAUGACAUUGCCCUCAUGAAGCUGGCCGGGCCGCUCACCUUCAACGAGAUGAUCCAGCCAGUCUGUCUGCCUAACUCCGAGGAACAGUUCCCUGAUGGAAAAAUGUGCUGGACGUCAGGAUGGGGGGCCACAGAGGAUGGAGGCGAUGCAUCCCCGGUCCUCAACCACGCAGCCGUGCCUUUACUCUCCAACAAGAUCUGCAACCACAGAGAUGUGUAUGGAGGCAUCGUCUCCCCCUCCAUGCUCUGCGCCGGCUACCUGAAGGGCGGUGUGGACAGCUGCCAGGGAGACAGCGGGGGACCGCUGGUGUGUCAGGAGAGGAGGGUGUGGAAGUUGGUGGGAGCGACAAGCUUUGGCAUCGGCUGUGCCGACGUGAACAAGCCCGGCGUCUACACGCGCAUCACCUCCUUCCUGGACUGGAUCCACGAGCAGUUGGAGAGGGACCUGAAAACCUGA